Messenger RNA from Paramisgurnus dabryanus, 4841 nucleotides. The record is from RefSeq and is a predicted model, not a curated record. NCBI's taxonomy places the organism in Eukaryota, Metazoa, Chordata, Actinopteri, Cypriniformes, Cobitidae.
AAAGACUCAGACGGAAGAGGACUUUUAUUUUGAUAGUGAUGAUCGCUCAUACGGCGCACCGGCGGAAGAGCGCUAGUUCUAAACGGUGCUGCAUAUUAAUGCAUGUUUGUCUCGCUGUGUUAAGAAUUCUGGACACAUGAAUCGGUUUGCUGUUGAGACAAGCACCAGAUUGUGAUGCUGUGUGUUCAUGUGCGUGUGAUCAGAGGAAACCACAUCUCACACCUCUACCUGCACUAAUCUGGGAAAACUCUCAAAUACAGCCACUCAUUCAUCUCCAUUACUACAUGCCAUGCAACAAAGCCCAUGCAUACAGCUCUGACUUGCCUCUAUUAAAGGAGCAUCCCUCAGCCUGUGCACUGCCCUGUUAAAGGACCACUGCAACCAUUAUCAUGACCCACAUCAACGCCUGCUCUGCUCUUCUUUAAGUUGUGCUCUCAUUCAGAGUUCUGCUGUGUGCUUCCUCUUACAUAGUGAAUGUUGGCUCUCCCCUCUGAUACAUGUUCUCUGGUGUGCCGAAUAAAAGGCUCAAGUUGAUUAAUCUCUCUGUCUGUUGUGUUCUGACCGACACCCUGGUACACUGUUAUAUCCAUACGCAACUAGCCCCUACACUUCAGGUCAGCCUUCGCUACAUUUUAUGGUCCUUCGAGCCGGAUAACAGCUGUGCUGGGACAAUGCAGCCGAGUGAUGAAGCAUCAUGGGCCACGCCAGUCAGGCCUAAACGGCAUAUAAGACAACCAACAUACUUACAAGAUUAUGUCACCGGAGUAAAGCCACCAACGAGGUCUAGCCCAGCACCACACAGUAUGCCCCCCUUCACACCUGGAGGGGCUGAAUGGAUCCCACGGUCUCAUGUAAGAGGGACUGCAACCCCUGGCACAAGAAAUGAGUUUGUCCCUGGCUCGGAUGAGAGCCUUAGAGGCACGAGCCUAUCAUUGUCACAACCACAAACCUCUACGCCCCGUAUUGAAGCCCAUCACACUGAUGAUGAAAGAGACUACAGUCAGUGGUAUGACGGAAGUCAGCAGGACUAUUAUGACAAUUCAACAGAGGUCAGGAGGCAGACGCCACAACAAUGGACCACCUCUACCAAAGCUCAGAGAUUAGAACAGCAGAAAUCGUACACAGAUCGGUGGCCCAUCCCCCCUCCUGCAAUGACGGAUGACUACUCAGCUAUGGAUGAAGAUGAGUACUAUAGAGAUCCACCGCCUCCGCCAUGGCCCACUGCUGAGUACCCUCCUAUGCCCAGAAGGGACCAAGAGGAGCACAGAGUCAUCACCAUCAUAGACAGGAUGAUGAAAGAGCUACAGCUCAUGAGAAAUCAAACAGUACUUAGCACCCCAGCUCAUGCUCGCCAGCACUCUGCCCCACAAGACUCUUCUCAGUACAAAGAAAGCAGGGCUCCAGGUUAUGCUCAGCCUCGUACUCAAAGGUCAGAAUAUCACUCACCUACACCCAACACUGGAGUUCGAUCCUAUGCUCAGUUUCCUGCCCAGGCCGACACGAGCCACCCUCACGGCUCACCAGGCCUACCAUACUCACCUGGAUCCAUGUCACUGGGUCGAGUACAAUACCAGGGACCAGCGCCAAGGAUCCCCCUCUUCGUCCAUAAGGACCCGAUGGAGUUCUCCAGGCUCAAACUGGCUCUAACAAACCUGCUACCUGCUGAUGCCCCUGAGCUAUAUAAGUACCAGAUUCUUGUAGAUCAUGUGAAACUUGAGGAUGCCUGUCUCAUCGCCGACUCCUUUAUUAACUCACCCCUGCCUUACACAGACACAAUGGCAGCCCUGACAGAGAAGUUUGGCCAACCACAUCAUGUAGCCUUAAAGAGGAUUACAUCCAUCAUGGACACGCCUGAGAUCAAGAGAGGAGACGUAACUGCCUUCGAAAAGUUCUCACUGAAUGUGCAGUCACUGGUGGGCAUGCUACAGACGUUGGGACCAGACGGUGAUGUGGAGCUAAGAUGUGGCUCUCAUGUGGCUCGGCUUCUCACUAAGCUUCCUGCGGAGAUGAGAGCAAACUUCAGACGACAGAUGCUGUAUGGUCCUGGGCAUACUCAUACUUUACGAGAUUUAGCAGAAUGGCUAAGACAUGAGUCCUGGUGUCAAGGAUAUGACAACCUCUCUGAUGUCCAUACCGCCAGAGGGCCCACAGGCUACCAAGCAGAGAAGCGGCGCAGCCGGCCGGCAGCUACCGUACUUCAUGGUGCAGAGGGUCGUGUACCUGGUCAGACGGGGAAGCAAGAGAGUCACAGCUCAUUUAAACCAACAAAGAAAGGCAAGGCGAACCCGUAUUGCCCUUAUUGUGAGAACAACGACCACUUCCUGAAUAAGUGCCCUGAAAUUCAGAAACUUAGCAGAGAGGAAAUCAGAGAGUGGAUAAGAGUAAACAAGAGAUGCUGGAAAUGUGGGCGAGCCCAUCAGGCAGCCCAGUGUGACCUCAAGAGGCUCUGCGACUUGUGUCAGGAGAGGCACCUAAGGAUACUGCACGAUGCCAACAUGCGUCCCAGGGUAGAACCGCCGAAGACAGAGAGCUGCCUGGUAAGCUCUGGAACAGACAUACUCUACCUGGACAGACCAUCGGUGCAUUCACGUGUUCUGCUGAAAGUCGUCAGGGUACUUCUGCGCAACAGAGACAAGACACUAGACACAUAUGCUGUUCUGGACGACGGCUCCGAGCGAACAAUGCUCCUCGCCGAGGCUGCUCACAAACUAGGCCUACAAAGAAAGCCUGAGGACCUGGCCCUCCGCACAAUCAGACAUGAGGUUCAAACUCUGAAGGGAUCCUCUGUCUCAUUCAGUAUCUCCACCCCUUUCAGUCCUAAGAAGACCUUUCGUAUUGCAGACGCCUUUACCUCCCCAUGCUUGGCUCUGGCAGAUCACACCUACCCCAUUGCUCGACUGAAGAAAGGGUACAAGCAUCUGGCGGAUAUUCCCCUCGAGCCCUUAGAGCAUGUAAAGCCACUUAUACUUAUAGGUGCGGAUCACCCCCAUCUCCUAACACCAAUUGAGCCGGUGAUACUUGGCCCACCAGGAGGACCAGCAGCUGUUCACACAAGGCUGGGAUGGACCCUACAAGGACCUGCUCAUCUCAUGCAGUGUACAACGAGUACCAGGCAGUGUCUUUUCACCAGUAUCUCCCCUCAGACAGAGCUGGCACAGAACGUAGAAAGGCUUUGGAAGAUGGACGUGCUGCCCUACCAAAACAGCAAAGUGGUUGUACGUUCAAGGCAAGAUACGGAAGCAGUGGAGAUCCUUGAGAAUAAGACGAGGCGAGUAAAUGUUGCAGGUGUUCUCAGGUACGCAACCCCACUGCUGAGGAAACGGAAAUAUCCCUCCCUCAGAGCACCUAAAGAGGCCGUCCUAUCAAGUCUCAGAAGUCUGGAAAGGCGGCUGGAAAAGAACCCCCAACGGGCUAGCGAGUACUGUGAGGCAAUCCACAAGCUGGUGGAGACGGGAGCCGUCAGAAAGGUGGAUCCACAGGAAUCCCCACUCACAGAGGAAUCGUGGUACAUACCCCACCACCUAGUGAGCCAUAAUGAGAAAAGUCGUCUGGUCUUCAACUGUUCGUACCAGUUCCAGGGACGAAGCCUGAAUGAUGCUCUUCUUCCGGGACCCACUCUAGGACCAUCUCUGCUUGGAGUCCUGCUGCGCUUCAGGGAGCACGCGGUGGCAGUCAGUGGAGAUAUCCGCAGUAUGUUCCACCAAGUUCGGCUCCUCCCAGAAGACUGUUCGCUCCUUAGAUUCCUCUGGAGGGACAUGAAGCGAAACGAGCCCCCAGACAUCUUUGAGUGGCAGGUUCUGCCUUUCGGCACUGCAUGUUCACCUUGUUGCGCCAUCUUUGCUCUCCAGAAGCAUGCAAGAGAACAUGGUGGACCAGACGAAAGGGUCAGGAAUUCGGUGGAGCAGUGUUUCUACGUGGACAACUGUCUUCAGAGUGUGUCCACAGCAGAAGAGGCUAAAGAGCUGGUGGAUCAGAUCAGGGAAGUCUUGGCUGCAGGAGGAUUCGAGAUCCGCCAAUGGGCCUGCAAUGUUCCCGAUGUCCUUAAGCACCUACCUGGAGAAGCAAGGUCCGACGGGAUGGAGAGGUGGCUGUCACACAAUGAGUCUGGCAUGGCGGAACCAACCCUUGGACUCAGCUGGCACUGGGAAACAGACACCUUAGGCUACAAGAGCCGGCCCCUGGACUAUGGAUCGUUAACCAUGAGAAACGUCUAUAAGGUGCUGGCCCGGCAAUAUGAUCCGCUGGGGUUCAUCUCGCCCUUUACAACUCGUGCUAAGCUGAUUGUCCAGAGCAUGUGGGAUGGACUGCGAGAUUGGGAUGACCCAAUUAUUCCCCCAGAUUUGCAGAAAGCGUGGAUGGAAUGGGAGUCGGAGUUACCUCUGCUGUCACGCAUCACCCUACCACGUCCAUAUGCUCCAGCUCAUACAGAACAGAGCUUGGUCUCUAGACAAAUCCAUGUCUUCAGUGACGCCUCCGAAAAGGCUUAUGGGGCUGUGUCUUACCUGAGAACUGAAGAUGGAGAGGGACGAGUCUACCUAGGGUUCCUAGCAGCAAGAUCAAGGGUGGCCCCCAGACGGCAAUGCUCAAUCCCCCGCCUCGAACUCUGUGGCGCCUUGUCAGCUGCUCAGCUUGCACAGACAAUCGAGAAGGAACUGAGCAUCAAAACAGAUCGGACGAUUCUCUGGAGUGACUCCACAACGGUGCUUACUUGGUUAAAAUCAGAGUCAUGCCGCUUUAAGGUCUUCGUCGGCACUCGUAUAGCGGAAAUUCAGGAGCUUACAGAGCAGAGUGAGUGGCGCUACGUAGACUCAGCGCAGAACCCAGCUGACGAUGUCACCUGA